Peniophora sp. CBMAI 1063 is the source of this 3735-nucleotide messenger RNA. Lineage: Eukaryota; Fungi; Basidiomycota; Agaricomycetes; Russulales; Peniophoraceae. The record is from the annotation of a GenBank genome assembly.
AUGUCGUCCUCGUCCAGCAACCAACCCGCGCGCAACGACCAGUCGCGGCUCCCAGAGGCUUUCUCUUUGGAGGAGCUCGGCGACUGGCUUCCGUCGAUAGGAGUGGUAGACGAGGGAGAGCCGAUUUCCAGCCUGGUCAUGGCGAUGGCGGACUCGACGCGCGACGUGGCGCAGACUAUGGGGCGGCGUACCCAGAAUGACUUGACCGCCGUCAGCUGGCGCAACGUCCAGCGUCCGCCCGUGCCGGUGUCGAGGGGUGCUGUUUACACGCCCGGCAUGACGCAGGACUGGCUACCGCAAGGAGGUCGGGUGGUGAUCCCUUGGCAGGACCUCGAUCCUCGUCCACACCACAAUCCGAGGAUUAUCUUCCGUAAUGCGGAAGUCGCUCAGCCUCCUGCGGGCGCAUACGUUCGACGCUUCUUCGGGGAGCAGUACGCACCCCAGUUCCCGCGACCUGUUACUUACUGGCCGAGCGCGCCGUGGCGUGCACUCACCUACGGCGCGGUGGGCGACCUCGAGCGUAGCGUGGUUUUCGACCACGACGGCGACCGGCACCGAAUCGUCGGCACGCCCGACCGGGCAUGCCUACUUCCAGGUGCACUGGCCGCCAUUCACUUAUGCGCGCGAGAAGUCGCUGCCCUGGUCAUUGGGGCAAGUAUCCUGUUGCAGCCACUGGGGUUCAGGGCGCCGGAUACGUUGGCCGUAGCGUCAGGCGGAGAGUUGUUGCGGGAACGUUCGGCCGUGUCGCUUAUGAGCGACAUAGACGAGUGGCGCACGGAGAUCGUAAACCUCCUCAGCUUCGUCCGAUUGGCGGCGGAAUUCGUGCCCGGGCAAGCUCAUCGACUAGCACCGCCCGGCUGGAUGAACCCGGUCAGGCCGGAAGCGUCCUUCGCGCAGACGUUGGUCUACUGGGGAGCGACGGAAAUGCCGACAGUCAGCUUCGCUUUCGACGUCUCGGCUCCUCUGCACUCGUUGCCGCCGCUCAGCUGGCUUGCAAGUAGGGGAGUUAACUACAGGUGGUAUUGGCCGUAUUCGAUAACCGUACCACCUGCCAUCAUCCCCGCCCACAUAGCCGCUUUCAACCCCGACGCGUCGCCCUACCACGAUCGACGUCCAGCGCCGUCGUAUCUUGACGUAUUGCGAGAGCAGCACAGGCAGAAUGAUAAUACGAGGCGCUCCAUUAUCCACUUCGACCAAUUGCAACAGGAGGAGAAUGAGCGCUCAGCCCGGGAGCGCGAGCCGUACCGCGAUCUGGGGCAGCUCAUUCUCUUACGAGGAGAAGCCAGGCGACUUUUCAACGCUGCGUAUGUUCCAGGCUUGCAACCAGGACGAGGGGUGAUCCAGCCCUGGGCGAGAGUCGACGGGCCACCAGCGCGCGGUCAGGCGAUCACCAGCAACUGGAUCGAACGCUUCCGACAUGUACGCGACUGGCCCGAGCCGGGCUUCACGACCUUCCUCGGCUGGGCACAUCCGGAUGGCACUAGAGUGUCGCGACAGGAGGCUGAAGAGCAUGUCGAAAAGCAGUCGAGGAGCAAGAAAAGAGCGAAGGCGCAGCAAGCCGGAGAUGAGGACGAGACCGACGACGAAGUUGCCAUGGACUUAGGAGGCGGUCCGGUUAGGCAAGCAUUCGUUAUACCCGCGGAAGAGGCACCUCCGGCCUGGGACUAUCUGGCAGAGUCUCCCGACUUCGUCGGCCCGCGCUUCAACUUCGAGGCGGACCUUCGCCCAUUACGCGGCGACUUCCCGUCGCACUUCGCGGAGUGGCGCAGGCGACCUGGCUCCAUUAUUCGGCUGCCGCCGCCGCCGACCUCUCGCGCGGCAGGAGUAGUUCGCGCAGGUAGUCGCGAAAGAUCUGCGCGCCCGGCACGGGAUAAGGGCAAAGGUCGUGCACCCGCGCCACCGCCACCGCAAGAGGAAAGAGAGUGCUCUCCUUUGCGGGAACCUUCGCCGAUGGGUCCUCAGGACGACUUCAACAACGAGGAGGCCCAGGCGCGGAUGGACGUCGACGACGAGUUGGAGAGGAUGCAGGAGAACGAGGCAGUUGUGGACCAUUCGAUGACCACGGCCAGGGAUGAAGCGCAAACGAGGUGGGAAGUGAGCGUUCGCGAAGACCCAUCGGUGGCGGGUCCCUCUCGUCUCGGCCGCUCCCCGUCACCAGUACACAACGACGGCUCGGAUGUGGACAUGACACCAGCGCCAUCGUUGCCGAGCACAGCCCGUCCGGUGACCCCAGUGCAGGAUGCCAGCCCAGGGCCUGUGCACUCGCGUACGCCACGGCCACCCCCGCGGGCUCCUCGCACCAUGCGGGAGGCAUCGAGCAGCAGUGACAUGUCGUUGAGAUUGGGGGCACGGCAAAUGUUUUCGGGGGGACGCCCGCAACCGUACGAUCGCCGAGGACGUUCGGACCGUAAGCGCUCUCUAGAACGGCGGAACUCGCCCUCUAGACGCUCGCACUCGCCCAGGAAUCGUCGAUGCACUCCCUUGCCCCCGCCGCAAGUCCGCAGCGCCCAUUGCUGGCGUCACACAGAGAACAUCUCGUCCUCCUCAUCUCAGCGUCCAAGUGUUUUGAGGAGCAGCGGACGUUCGCAUGCCCGCGCUAGCAGCACCCCGACCCCGGCCCAUGUCGCUGCCGCAACAAGCGCUCCGGCCCUGGCCGCGCGCAUCCCGUCAGCGCAGGCCGCGACACCUUGCUCGUCGGUGUCGAAUACUUCGCGGUGGCGGGGACAAGAGGCGCGCAUAGCGGUGGUGCCAGCGGGACCACGCAGGGUGCAUACGGCACUCUUGUCUUACGUUCCCCAGCUCCCAGUAGGGCGCGCGUUGGCCAGUUCUUCGCCGCAAGCCAUUUUGCAGCUUGCCUGGCAGCCGUACGCAGGGCAAGCCGAGAACGUUCAGUUCGUCGACGGCAUUGCCACGUUGAUAGGCGGGGGCACGGCGGGUAAUGCUUUAGCCGACGAUGUGGUCCUUCCUAUCUCGGUGCAAGGUAACGGGUCAGCCAUACGGCUGGGAGUGCCGGCCUUGCUCAUGCGGCGGUACUGUCAACUCGUGCACCCGACCAUGACCGUACGCGAGUUCGUACUCUGGCUACUGCAGCACGGGACACCGUUCGGGUGGGCCCACAUCGCGCCCCCCGCUCAGCCGGAAGUGGCUCUUCCGCUCAUGUUCCAGCCACUCGUGCCUACUUUCACGGAAUGGCGGGGUCGCGUCGAAGCGAUGCUGCAGGAGAAGCCCUACACUCGCGCCUUUGCAUUGGCGGGAGGGAUCGGCUGGCGCUCGGCCCUCUGGGUAGGCGGAUCGGACUACGCUGCGAGAGUCGCCGAAGGCCCAUCCAUCCGAGCACGUCGGCAUGGCGAAGAGCUUGACUGGUGGCAGUAUUAUGUCUGGGACGAGGCCUCAGGAGAGGCGUUCGACAUGCUCGUUGGCCGUAGCGGCUCUUUCAGCCUAUGGCCGCCGCAAGACAUCUGGGACAAUGUCGUGGGCAACGCAGUGUGGUCGCCAGCCCACGAGGGAUGGUUCCAGGCGCGGCUAGCGUCGUUGCAAGGGCCGACGGGCAGCUCAAAUGACCGCGCCGUUGCGGACUACCAAUGGUGGCACGAGAUUCGUCGCGGACGACGCCCUCGCGAGCGCCGCUCUAUUCGCGAUCACACCCCGGCGACCUGGGCCGCGUGGGCGGAGCGUGGCGGGCUGCAACUCACGAACGCUCCCGUCAUCAUUCCUGUCAGUGACAUGCCGCUGUAA